AUGGAACACGUUAUGGAUCAUACCUGGAGGGCUUAUGAGGAUCGAACACUCUCUGAGCUUCUACAGUAUGAUACUGAGUCUAAUCCAGACGAUAUAGAUGAGUAUAUCGAUCCGUUCGAUAGCGGGCCAGAACCUGGAGCCGCAAAUCCUGUCCCGGAUGAGGUAACUCAUAUUCCGACCCCCUUGACCUUUCAUCCAACCCAUGCUGUAUCAGCUGCUGUGAUUGAAUACGUGCCUUUGCUCCCAGAGUAUCCAGAGACUCGUUACUAG
Penicillium atrosanguineum is the source of this 270-nucleotide messenger RNA. RefSeq lists its product as uncharacterized. The transcript is spliced from 2 exons. Lineage: Eukaryota; Fungi; Ascomycota; Eurotiomycetes; Eurotiales; Aspergillaceae. Bases 1 to 270 code for a protein of 89 amino acids. The record is from RefSeq and is a predicted model, not a curated record.